AUGUUGUUUGCAAUGACGCCGAAGUCCGCUGCUUCGAAAUGGAUGUCGCUCGAGAACCUUCUGCGGGUUGCCUCCAAGAACGACCAUCUGAAGAUACCGACGGUAGAAACUGAACGCGUCGGAAUCUACAACGAUUUCACCCGCGACAUGAAGUCGGUGGAAUUCAGCCUGGAAAUGAUCAAGUUCGCUGAGUUUCUGAAAUACCCGGCUUUAAUCGACGCCGCGUACGCCAAGUUGAUAGAACAGCUUCUCUUCAGAGGCCACUUUACGCCGAUCGCCACGAAGGACUUUGUCAAGUGGACAUAUGGGGACGACAAGAUAUGUGAGGACGAAGAGGGGUUGCUGAAACAUCUCAUUGUCGCAGCUAUCUUGGCGCAUGGUUACAAGCACUGGGACCAGGUUCGGCGUGACGAGGUUUUCGGCCUCGUUCAACACCAGAAAGGGUUCGUCGAUGAUCUGGCAGCAGCGGAAGAGUUGAAUAAGAUGCUCUCGGGGUCACCACUAGGGUCUCAAAAGAAGGAGAAGAAGACGGGCUUCUUGGAAAGGAGACAUGGUGCUAGCAAGUAG
Alternaria viburni is the source of this 567-nucleotide messenger RNA. RefSeq lists its product as uncharacterized. The transcript has 2 exons. Bases 1 to 567 code for a protein of 188 amino acids. The record is from RefSeq and is a predicted model, not a curated record. Lineage: Eukaryota; Fungi; Ascomycota; Dothideomycetes; Pleosporales; Pleosporaceae.